Rhizophagus irregularis DAOM 181602=DAOM 197198 is the source of this 573-nucleotide messenger RNA. RefSeq lists its product as uncharacterized. Lineage: Eukaryota; Fungi; Glomeromycota; Glomeromycetes; Glomerales; Glomeraceae. The record is from RefSeq and is a predicted model, not a curated record.
AUGACGACUCGAGAAAAUAAAAAUAAAUCAUCUCAAAUAGGAACAGAAUUUAAACCAAUACCAAUAUUACCAAAUUAUAGUAUCCCUCAGACAAUUACAUCAAAAUAUCGAAUUCAAGAACAACAAUUUAAUUCAACUUCUUUGAAUAAUUUUAAUAUCAUUAAUCAAAAUCUUCCUUAUAUUAAUAAUCAACCAAGAUUUUUUUUAGAAUCAAAUAAUACUUAUGAUUAUUAUCGAUAUCAAACAAAGAAUCUUCUAGAUACUAAUACUAAUGAUGAUCAAAGUCAACAAUCAUUAAUACAAGAGAAUAUUCAAUUAAAAGCUAAACUUGCUCAAGAAUUUCAUAAUUCACAACAAUUACAAGUUGAUAUAAAUGAAAUUGAAUAUUUACAUAACAGAUUAAAAUUAUUAAUUAACCAACUAAAAGGACGAAUUGCAAGUUUAGAAGAACAAAAUUUUUGUUUGAAAACUGAAAAUGAAUUAUUGAAUGCGAAUUUAAAGAUGAGCGAAGAGUCAAGAAUUCAAUUAAUGAAACAGCUUCAGAAUCCAAACAAACAAAUGUACAAUCAUUGA